Messenger RNA from Theobroma umbraticum, 1725 nucleotides. Its product is annotated as Sec14p-like phosphatidylinositol transfer family protein. Lineage: Eukaryota; Viridiplantae; Streptophyta; Magnoliopsida; Malvales; Malvaceae. The record is from RefSeq and is a predicted model, not a curated record. Gene Ontology annotation, molecular function: phosphatidylinositol transfer activity.
UCGGGCCCCGCUUGUGCGCUUGAAUAGACUAAAGCCAACACCGUGGACUCGCCUACCCAGUCCAUUCUCUUGCUUUCCCACCUUAAUAAAGGAAAAUCCUCGCCACCCUCUCUCCCUCUCUCUGUGUCUCGCUCUCGCUCUCGCUUGAAGUAAAUGACACUUUGUUAGACUCAAUAAUUUUCCUCGCGUUCUUGGCACGAAAUCUGGUCCGUUUCUUUUUUGUUCGCCCCUGAAAGCUUUCGAUAUUCAGCUGUUUUUGCUUAACCGGUGAAAAAUGUUUCUUCGGAGAAGGCCUACACAGAAGGAUGAUUCCGAGCAACGGGAUGCAAAGCAUAACCAUCUCUCCGGGAGGUCUAUGUUGAAUUUGGUUUACAGCUUUAGUAGUCUUUGUUGAUCAAAACACUGAAAAUAAUGAGGAAUACAACCGGACUUUCUCUUGAUGAGGUAAAUAGGUCAGUGAACUCAGGACUGCUAUAGGCCCCCUGUCUGGACGCAGUUCAAAGUACUGCACCGAUGCAUGCCUGAGGAGAUAUUUGGAAGCUCGGAAUUGGAAUGUUGACAAGUCAAAGAAAAUGUUGGAAGAGACAUUAAAGUGGAGAUCAACUUAUAAGCCAGAAGAAAUCCGCUGGCAUGAAGUGGCACAUGAAGGAGAGACUGGAAAAGUUUCCAGGGCUAACUUUCAUGACCGUCAAGGAAGGACUGUGCUUAUAAUGAGGCCUGGAAUGCAGAACACAACAUCAGCAGAAAACCACAUCCGCCAUAUGGUCUAUCUCUUAGAAAAUGGUAUCAUGAACCUCUCUGAGGGCCAGGAACAAAUGUCCUGGUUGAUAGACUUCACUGGAUUUUCAUUAAACACCAAUAUUCCUGUCAGAACAGCUCGUGAUAUCGUUUACAUUCUACAAAGCCACUAUCCAGAGAGGCUGGCCAUUGCUUUCUUGUAUAAUCCACCAAGGAUUUUUCAAGCAUUCUAUAAGGCUGUCAAGUACUUUCUGGAUCCAAAAACAGCUCAAAAGGUGAAGUUUGUUUACCCUAAAAACAAAGAUAGCGUGGAGCUCAUGAAAUCAUUCUUUGAUGUUGAAAACCUUCCCAGUGAAUUUGGGGGAAAAGCCUCACUUAAGUACGAUCAUGAGGAGUUCUCACGGUUGAUGGCUCAGGAUGAUGUGAAAACUGCAAAGUUCUGGGAAAUUGAUGAGAAGCCCUACCACAUUGGCAAUGGGCUUUCAGUGACUGAAGUGGCACCGGAGCCAACACCCAUUGCACAGGCAGCAAGCUGAGAGAGCCUGCCCAUCAUGCAGAAUGGUCUUGGCAGAAAUCAAGUGAUGUAAAAUACAGCCACCGGAUUGAAUCCAACAGAUUAGCUUCAAAUUUAAAUCAACCUAAAUGGGAACUGCAUAUCAAACAUCCAGUUCUUAUGUGAAUAAACGUCAUUUCUUGUUCUCACUGCUAACCAUUAUGAAUGCUACUCUAGUGUUUUUUCUUGGCCCCGCUCCCCUACAAAAGAUUGAAGAUACUGCUAGUUUAUUAGUUGGCAGGAGUAAAUGUGAUCUCUCCAGUCUCGUUUUUUUUUUUUUUGAAAGUUAUGGUCUGUCCAGUCUUUAGUGCCAAAUUAGUCAUUACUUGUCAAAAACAAACAAAGCUGCCCCUUACUCUUGUUUUCAAGCGAAGGUUUCCUUCUACUGCUAAUCUCUCCAAACAAUUCGAAGUUGAAGCUAUUUGUUACUCCAA